GAUUGGAUUUGCUUCGAGUGGCCGAUUAUCGUUGAGCUGAGGGGGUCGCGCUGCGCCCGGCCCGAAAUUUAUGAAGGGUCGGUUAGCCUUUUCAAGAGCAACGCUGCCUACCUGGUUACAAAGCUUAUCAGUCGUCUAAUCCAAUUAAACAAACUAAUUCAUCCAAGGCGGUGAAGGGAGCAAAGCGGAAAAGGGAGACAACGCCGCUCCAACUCGGAUGACGGCAAUCAGGUUAGUCCAGCAGCACGGCAUAUUUCCUUAAUUUUCUUCUAUUGUGUUUUGCCUCUUUCCAUUCCUAUGAGGAUUGUGGGUCGUACGCUUCAACAUCGAUAUAUUUUCCUCGGCCAUGGUGUUCUGUGGAAAGCCAUCCAGACACUGUGAGCGCUGUCGUCUUCGGAGGAUGAGAUGUGAUCAACGCAGGCCGGCAUGCACUCAGUGUAUCAACGCAUCGUCUGUGUGCCCCGGUUAUCGGAAUAUCGUUGAUCUCUUAUUUCACGAUGAAACUAAAAAGGUCCGGCAAAGGGCAUUGAAAACAUCCCGGCUGCUGUCCAGGUCUUCCCAGAGCUCGGGCCGAUAUUCUUCUUCUCUAGGAACCUUGGUAAAAACACUGCAACUGCACAGGGACACGGUGCUCGACCUACCCAUCGAGAGCUAUGCACAGUCCUUCUUCUUGUCGUCAUACAUAAUGGGCGGUAAUUUCGAAUAUCUCGCUCAGCUAUGUGAGAGAGUCGUUGUGCGCGAUCCAUUAUUAACCUCCCUCGAAGCCGUAGCGCUUGCCAGCUUGUCGCAGGAGAGGAGAUCUCGCGGGCUGAUGACGGCUGCCAGAACAAAGUACAUACGCGCCCUCCAGGAGACGAAUCAUGCAGUCCAAUCCCGGCAAGAAGCUGUAAAAGAUGGCACGCUCAUUUCUGUCUUACUUUUGAGCCUUUUUGAGAAUAUUACACAAGAGGAGCCUUUUUCGUGCGACAGUUGGCUGAAGCACAUGAAAGGCGCUGUCGCCCUGCUUCAACUGCGCCAACCAGAACAGUUUAGGUCUGCACUGGGUGGUGAGCUCUACAAACAGGUCGGGAAGAAUAUCCAUGUCGGCUGUGUUCAGCAACGAAUUCGCAUCCCACCAGAGUUCCUAGAGUUGCAUAAAUCAGUUGCCUGCUUUAUUGACAUUAGCAAUUAUGUACUGCAAUUUUCCACUGCCAUAGAGGGAUUGACAAAUCUCCAAGCUGCAAUCAGGUAUGGAGAGCUGACUGACCCGGAGGAAAUCAAUUGCCUUGCCAAGGACUUAGAUGACAGCGUGGUCCUGUUUGCGUCAUCGGUGCCUCCUGAGUGGUGCUAUAGUUCUAUCUGCACGCAAGAUAGGUGUCUUCCAAAAGACGGAGGGAAACGGCACAUUAACCAAACUCAUCGUAUAAUAGAGCUAUGGAAUACCAUCCGAAUGACCCGUUUGAUGCUUAACGAGAUCAUCUACAAGUAUGCUUGCAUGGGAGCACCCUGUGCCACACACGAACUGCUCUGUUCUACUGCGAGAGAAACUAUUGAAAUGAUGGCCUCCGAGAUUUGUGCCACUGUACCUCAGUUCCGGCAGAGUCUCCCGGCACAGAUUCAGUCUCCCCGCAUAGUGGCAUCCGGUCACAUUCUUAUCUGGCCGCUAUCGAUUCUAGGUGCAUCUGAACUAGUGCCGGUGGCUCUGCGGCUGUACGCGAUAGAGAGUCUGCACUUUAUUGGAGCCGACAUGCUGAUUCCGCAAGCCGCAGAAAAGUAAUUGUAUCCCUGAAGAGCCUCGCAUAUGUUUGGUGAGUGAAGUUCUUGCAUCGGUUGCUGGGGUGCCACACAUCGAUGGAUCAACCAAGAGAAAUCCAGAGCUAUAGACGGAGCCUUCAGCUACCACUGAUUUCAAAUGCUUUAACUUCCGGCCAAGGCUUAGGAAUCGAUGCCGUCAUCAUUAAUUUCUAUUCUGUAUUUGCUUCAUAGCAUUUCCCAUAUUUAGAUUUGCUUCGGAGCAUUUUCUAUAUUUAGUUUUUGUUCUAGGUAACACAUCUAUAUUAGCAUCUCCAUAUUCUUUCUGGGUGGCACCAGCAACCAGUUACAUUACAGAGAUUGUUGCCUCUUGUUUCAGGAAUAAAUAUUGUACAGAUAAAUAAAUUU
This is a messenger RNA of Talaromyces proteolyticus, 2139 nucleotides long. RefSeq lists its product as uncharacterized. Gene Ontology annotation, molecular function: DNA-binding transcription factor activity, RNA polymerase II-specific; zinc ion binding. The transcript is spliced from 2 exons. Bases 347 to 1756 code for a protein of 469 amino acids. NCBI's taxonomy places the organism in Eukaryota, Fungi, Ascomycota, Eurotiomycetes, Eurotiales, Trichocomaceae. Gene Ontology annotation, biological process: regulation of DNA-templated transcription. The record is from RefSeq and is a predicted model, not a curated record.